Molecule: messenger RNA, 5465 nt
Organism: Ruditapes philippinarum (Manila clam)
Lineage: Eukaryota; Metazoa; Mollusca; Bivalvia; Venerida; Veneridae
Product: angiopoietin-1 receptor-like
Exons: 22
Coding region: 534-3050 (838 amino acids)
Biological process (GO): protein phosphorylation; cell surface receptor protein tyrosine kinase signaling pathway; positive regulation of kinase activity
Cellular component (GO): signaling receptor complex
Molecular function (GO): protein binding; ATP binding; transmembrane receptor protein tyrosine kinase activity
Source: RefSeq, a predicted model, not a curated record
UCGUUUUUAAAGUCUAUAAAUGUGAGGGUGGUUUCUCAAAGGACAAUCCAGCAGCCGAGCUGGCCACAUGUAUAAUUGACGAUGAUCAGUUCAGGACACUCAUUGAACAUGGAGAUUGGUUGAAUAUCAAGUUCAAGUCAUCAUCUGGGGGUUUCCAACAGUUGGUCAAUAUAGAUCAACAGAGGAGGCCAUAUGCUCGGAAAUACUACAAAGGUCUGCAAGAUAUUCGAGAGGUACAAUUCAAUUUCGACUUCAUAGCCCCUAAACAUUGUCUAGAAACAAAAACAUGUAACUCAUGGUCAGACAUACUCCGUGUCGACAAGGAAUUCACAAAGGAUCCUAUAAAGAUUCUCUGGUCCGGAUGGAUUGAUGAAUUAUGUGGCGUUUGGGAAUAUUACGUAGAAGUGUUUAAACUAACACCAGAUCGAUAUGACAAACUUAUUGAAGCAGAACCUUUGAAGCCUGUGUUUAAGGAAACCAUUACACACAAUAGAAACAUUGUCUAUCCUUCUUACAAGCCGGAAGAACCGGGCAUGUACAGUGUUUUGAUGGAAACUAGAGACUUUGCAAAUAACUCAAGAAUAGCGCGGAGACUUGUUUUGUUUGAUGACCAAUCGGACAUUACCCUCAAUGAAAACCCUGACGGAAAACUGUACGUGAGUUCAGCUGUUAAUGAAACUGGAUAUAUGUGGCAGACUUCAAGUGAAGGAAAUGAUGUAACUAUCGAUGUAGCCUGGUCAAAUCAUUUUAUUAAUAGGAUAAUUGAAGACAAUAAGUUGCUUUAUCGUGUUGACUCAUAUCCAAUCCAAUUCAAGGAAAUUGAAGAUGAUGGCAUACGUUCUAGUCAAAAAUUCGUACCCGAUUCCUUAGACGACAACGAAGGAAAUCGAACACUUGAAGCUAUUGAAAACUUUCACGGAAUCGUAAAAUUUGAAGUAGCAACUGUUCUAUCAAUAGAUGACGAGGAACCAAAGUCCACAUGGAAAAUUUUGGAAACAUUUCAAGAGAAAACCUCAAUUAAGUUGAAACUACAGGAGGGAAGCCGUGUACGUGUGUGGGUCCGAGCGACAGAUGUAAUGGGAAAUAUAAAAACAGACAGUACUUUGGUAAUGUUUGAUAAUACAGAACCUACGAUAUCUUCUCCCGGGGAUGGCCACAUGUUUGAACCGAACAUUGAAAGUACAAAAUUUAAUUUCUCUUCGAGGAUAAAGUUCAUUGCCAUUGACAGAGAGAGUGGCGUACAUAAGAUUGGAUUUUCUAUCACAAUUAAAACUACAGGCAAGGAAGACAGGGUUAUAUAUGAAGGCUCUGCACCAGCAUCGAUUUCAAAUUCCAUUGAUUACCCAUGUUUUGUGAUAGAAGGGAUGUGUUUUAAACCGUACCAGAAUUUAUAUUUGGAUAACUGCUGGUUCAUGGUUAGCAAGAGUGAUCUUGACAAUAGUAUAGCUUCUGUUAAAGUUUAUGCAUAUAACCAAGCCCUACUAAAUAAAUCCGUGACGUUUGACAUUGGACCUGUGAAAAAUCUUCAGGGAAUCGAAAAAUAUCCUGAAAAUAUACGUAUAGAAUCUCCAACCACAGACGGCUUCCGUGUCGCCUGGGACAUUCCUAAGACUGCAUCCUGUUAUGAAAAGACGGAAACAGUAUUGAUUCUCCUUAAAAAGGAUGGCAAAGAUCCGAUCCAGACAUAUUAUACUUCUGGUUCAAGCAAAUAUUAUGAUAUCACUGGUCUUGAUAGUGCCACAGAAUACCAAGUCAAUUUCGGAAUGAAAAUACCACAAGCUUAUGCAAUUCAGCAAACAUAUAUUUCAUUACCUGCGGAAACAGGAUCAAUUGAGGGACCUGCUGUAGCAGAAAGUAACAUAGGACUUAUAAUAGGGGUGAUUGUUGGUAUAGUGGUUCUUCUAGUUGUCGUUAUUGUUGUUAUGAUCUUCCUAAUCAGACGUGGCAAAAGGUUUCGAAGUGUUCGGAGAGCCAUCACCCAGAGGGUAAGAAACACAACACACAAAGGACAUGCAGAACCAAGAGGAAAAAUGGAUUGUGAUAACCAGGAAAGUGAAUUGUAUAUGUUCGGUGGUAUGGAUGUGCAAGCACCACAGCUAUGGCACGUAAACAGGAACGAUAUUACUUUUGAAGCAUUGAUCAAAAAUGGACACUUUGCUAACAUCUAUAAAGCUAGACUUAAAUCCGGAAGAAAUUCUGUAGAUCUAGUUGUAGCAAAAACAUUAAAAGAACAAUUUACACCUGAAGACGAGUCACUUAUGAAAGCUAAAAUCAAUUUCACUGUUGAGAAAGUCGGAAGUCAUUCCAAUGUCCUGGAGUUUAUUGGCGCUGUUGUACAUGAUGAUACUAUGGGGCCAUUUAUGAUUUACGAGUACUGCGAGAAUGGAAUAUUGAGGGAUUACUUAGUCGAAAGAAAAGACAACGUUUCCAUGGAAUUAAAAGGAAACCUUUUCCAAUUUGGUCUGGGCAUUGCUAAAGGAAUGGAAUUUCUAUCUGGAAAGGGGAUUGUUCAUCGGCGUUUGGCUGCUCAAAAUAUUCUUCUGAAUUCCCAAAACGAGGUGAAAAUUUAUGGCUUUGGACCACAGUCUUUGGAAGAAGAAGAAGAAGGAGAUGCUGAAAAAGGAGAGAUGGAGAACAAAGUAUUAAAAUGGAUGGCGCCCGAGUGCAUGGAAUCUUUCCGUUAUGCAACAGAAAAAGGUGAUGUUUGGUCAUUCGGUGUAGUUUUGUGGGAAAUUUUCUCCCUAGGGGACAUACCAUAUCCUGGAAAAGAUAUUGAUCUCCCAAAACGACUGGAGGAAGGAGAACGCCUUGAACAGCCAGAACACUGUGAUGACACAUGGUAUGCAGUCAUGAAGAAAUGUUGGUCAUAUGAAGCAAGUAAAAGACCGACAUUCGAGUCUGUUAGACAAGAACUGGAUAAUCUGCAUACAGCGGCAAAUUAUGUCAUUCUGAUAAACCCAGACUUAAGUCAAGAAAAGAAAGGACUAACAACAAAGAAGCAUGAUAAUAUCAAUACUUUUACUGAAGACCAAGACACGUCAGAAAUAUAACAAUCAGAAAUGAUUACAUGACUAAGAAUGCAAACAAAGUAUACAAUAGAAAGAAAAUCGUAUUAAUGAGCAAAUCAUAGCAUAAGUGAAUACAACAAUUCCGCACAUAACAAUUAAGCAUCAGAAUUAAAAAGCACUUUAAACAUCACAAUACUAAACAUCAAAAAAUACAUCAAAGCACAAAUAAUACAUUCACAUUCCAACAUUUAACAUAACAAGCAAUAAUAAAAAUGGGUGGGAGGGAGUGGCGAAGUUGAAGAACAACUAAUGAAAUGACUUGUACCUAAACGUGUCUUACAAAAACUGUGCAGUUUUCGCGCAAUGUUGAAUAUUUAUAGACGGUGUAAGAAUACAAAAAUUCAAUGAACCAAAACAGUUAACCCACGUAAAUACAAAUGACGUCAUCAACACUAAUAAUAGAUAAGGAAAAUCACACGCCAAUCCAUAAUUAAAAGAUUUUCUAGGUAGAAAAUGCUGUAAAUGAUGAUGACUUAUGACCGACAAGAACUGGAUAACUUGAAUUAAGUGGCAUAUGAUGAUGGGUCAUUUUACAGGCGAUACUUGAAAUUAAGAUUGGAUGCAAUUAGUUGAUUCAACUACACAUAUUACCGAAUGCUGAGCGAAAAAGGACUUGACACAUGCAAGAAAAUGCAUGGCUUAAUAAGAUUUGUGCAUUUAGUAAAUUGUACUGAUAUGACGUUAGUUGAGAAAUAUCUAAAGUGAAAGUUGCAGAAAGAAUGAUUCAUUAACUUCUACGUAAUUUGGAAAGAUGAUUGCAUGCUCUAACCAGUUUGUGUUACCUGUAAAUAACUUGUACAUAUAAAACAUACAUCAACAUUUUAUUAUAUUAGUAUACAUGCUUUUCCUAAUAUACACGCUGCACACGUAAGCGCUUCUGCGACUCAACGGAAAGAAAAAUCCGUAUUAUAUUUGUGACGGUACUAUAUAAUUAUGAAAGUUCCGGACUAUUUUUCUCCUUUGGUUCCUAUCUAAGCUGUGCAUCACGUCUUUUUUGGAAACGGGUACCGAUGCUACAAAGAGCUUGACUUUUUUUUGGAAAAAUGAUGUAUUCAUCCGUCAUUUAGGAAUAUUAUUUCUUGACAGCCAUAUUUUUGUUUGUGAAAUAACAAAUAGAAGUCUAGUAAAUGGAAUCUCUAUAUGUCUUAGAAUUUAUAUAAGUAUUUAAUUAAAGAAAAACCGUAUUGUGACAAUGUAUUUUGCUACUAGCAGCGUGUGAAAACCUUUGGUCACGCGAGAUAUCCAUUUUCGCUGCCCGAAGCAAAAUACAAAACCUCAGAAAGCUACUACAACAUAUUUUUCCGUAUUUUUAACACUUGCUAUGUAUUAAGAAUAAAAUCAAAUAUCUACACGGUGAAAACUGAUUAUAAUAAAUCCCUGGUCAUAUAAUAUGCCAAUCAUUCUAACUAAAGAAAGGAGAACAUAAAAUAACACCAUGAUACAAUUUUUCUUACAUCACAAAUGUGUUUUUUUUCCCGAAUAAAAUACUAGUAACAUGUUUUGGCAACAAAGUUCACAAUAAUUUUUCUCUGACAAAAUAUUUUAGCUUAUUCUCAGUCUCGAAAUUAUCAGAGCCUUCAUAUUGAGUUUAUACCUCUGACAAAAGCUACAUGUUUUUCAUUUUCUUAACUCAGGAGUGGUAUCUAUAUAUCUUCAUAUUUCAACGUUAAAGAUCCUGUAACACAAUUUUUUAUGGUUUCAAAUAAUAAAUAUGAUACUCAAAUUAAGAUUUAUCAAUAUUGUGGGUUCCAAAAAGCAUUAUUCAUAAAGAUAUAUCCGAAUUUAACAUUUCAUGUAAGUAAAGGAAGGUAAUAAAAAUUUAUUUUCUAUAAUGUUUAAGUCAAAUUUUACGAUAAGAAAUGAAUGCAUAUAUUUAAAUGAUUACAUAUAAUAUGCAAAAAUAUUUGCAGUGCAUAUUUUACAUAUUCUUUGAUGUUUGAAAAUUGUUUUAUUUGCAUACUUAUGUACAUAUAUAUAAUUUCACUUAGUGUGGUAUCACAAGAUACAGGAUCAGUAUGUACGUAUUAGUAUUGGCGAAAAUACUUGGCUAAUGUUUGCAGGAGUCUACAUUUCUAUAUAAUAGAAUCUUCUUUAAAUAAAUUUUAAACGAAACUUUAAUUGAUUGUUUUCUGUUAAUAUCAUAUAUUAACAGUGUUCAGGAAAUUAAAGCUAGAUUGUCGAUUGACGUUUCUGUAUAUAAGUAAUAAUAAUAAUAGAUUUAUUGUAAACAUUAUUGUAAGACUUCAUAUUGGAAGUAAACACAUUUUACCAAUCACCACCUGUGCCUCUCAUCAUUCACUAAGAUUUAUAUUGGUGUAUUUUGCUUUUUGUUUCGCUAAUUGCUUCAUUUUGAAUAUUAUAAUAAACUUUGCUUGAUAUAACAAACGUUAGUUGUUA